Molecule: messenger RNA, 684 nt
Organism: Trypanosoma conorhini
Lineage: Eukaryota; Euglenozoa; Kinetoplastea; Trypanosomatida; Trypanosomatidae
Exons: 1
Coding region: 1-684 (227 amino acids)
Source: RefSeq, a predicted model, not a curated record
AUGUCGGAGGCGGAGCAGGCGCGAAAGGCGGCCGUUGCCUUUCAUCUUCAGGAGCAGGAUGACUCCGUACUUUGUGCCUUUGGGCGCGACUUUUUUGACGGGGCCCGCAGGGGUGCGGCGUGUGGUGCCGUCUGCACGGCUUGGCUCUCCCGUCGGAUGUUUGUCAUGUUGCGGGAUGACUUUAGAGACCACGAGGCGAGUCUCCCACAGCAGUUGCGCCACGGCAAGUGGACAAUUUCACUUGGCUUUCGAACCCGACCGUUUUUGACGCUUGGCUGUAUUUCGCUGGCGCUAACGACGCUGAUGAAGUCGGCCAAGUUUACACUUGCAAACUACCGCUACCAAGAGUUUGUCGCGGACGACAUUGGGUUCACAUUGCUGGAACAAAUGUGCGCCGACUCACCGGAGGGACGGGAGGAACUUGGGCGAUUGCUUGAUGAGGCCUUGACAGGCCUGAAGGCGGGAGCCGCGUCGCCCGCGGACGGCGACGGGAAUGGUCGCGGGCCCCAUCACAAAACUCUUACGUGUACACUCAUGCAGGGGGCGUCGCCGCUGGCUGAGCGAGACCCCCCGUCCUUCUGGGAUGGUGCGGCGGUGGGUCUCCUGGGCUCUGUCAUGGACUGCUACCUGCCCUCUAAGCCGCCCCGCAGCUACUACGGCAUGCGGUGUGGGAUGGGGAUGUGA